UCCCAAUGACAGAACAAACUCCUAGUAACAAAACAAACUCCCAGUAACAAAACAAAAACUCACAGUACCUAAACAAACUCCCAUUGAACAAUAUCCCUGACCAAAUAUAUAAGAAGUCAAUGUAAAUUGUUUUAGGUGUCAUUCCACAUCUCAAUACUCAUGCUGACGAAUCUAUACAAACCAGGACAGAAAUAAUCUGAAUCACAUAAUCUAAUGCAGUCAUGCAUUAUGAUGAUAGGUACGACGGGAAAAUCACUUCCUCUUUCUCACCUAGUCAGUUUAUUUUCAAAGAUGUCAGGAAGACAUUUAUAUAAAUAUCUUUUCUACACCAAAUAUGUAAUAAAAAAAAACAUGGAAUAUGCAACAGACCGAACACAGUCAAUAAUUCAUUUCUAAAUUAACAUGUGAAAAAUUGUUAGGAUGUUGAUACUCAUUACUCCGUUCUUGUGAUAAGCUUUAACAUGCUCUCAAUCUUAAGUACACGUCUUUUUUCGGUUGGCUAUAUAUUUCCCUUUUAUACUGACUACUUCCUGAAUUGAAAUCACAACGCAAGAUGGAUAACAACGGAUGUAUAUACAUACUUUGUGUUCUCUGGGCAUUUCGAUAUUCAGAUGCGUUUCCCGACUGCUGCCAUGUCACAAUUGUACCAGGAGAGAGUCACGUGACGUGUUCAGGAUGUCGUCUGCUUGUUGUACCCCAAGAUUUACCGACCGACACAACUGUGAUGAAUUUGUGUGACAACAAUCUAAAUAUUCUACAUCAAGGCUCAUUUCCAAAGCUACCACAAUUAAAAGUGUUACAUCUUCAAAGAAACCAGCUAGUUAGUAUCUCGUCCGGAACAUUCGAUAACCUUCGGAAUAUUGAGUAUCUUGAUCUCUCGGUCAACAAACUUGAUCAACUCUCAAUGGAUUCUACCAUUUUCCAAUUUCUGAAAAAACUAAAAACAUUAAAAAUUCAAGGAAACAAUUUCCAUUUGAAUAAAGUCUAUCCCGAGUUGGUUUUGUCGACCAUAUCUAACAUUGAAAUUCUUUUUAUGGAUAUUUUCGAAGGAUUUUUCUUUGGUGAUGCAUUUUUAAACCUAACUCGGCUACAAAAAUUAUAUCUUUCUUCUACGAGAAAAGAUGGCGUGUCUUUGUUUAAUACGUCAUUCCAUGGUCUCCAGCGAUCGAACAUUACAGAACUACACAUAACCGCAUUUAUCCGAAACAUAGAGAACAACUUUCUUUCUCCAUUUGACAAUCUUACGACCUUAAGUCUAAACAAUUAUGGUUUGGCCUUGACUAUCCGUGAUGCUCUUCGGGCACUGUACGGAAUACAAGGAAGAGUGAUGGAUUCACUAGCAAUAAUUGGAUUUCGACAAAAAUUUACCGAAGGUGUGGAUCUGUUAGAGUCAGACAUGCUCUACCUCAGAACUAUAUGUGUUAAAAGCAUAACCCUGGAGAAUGAUGCAAUAGGAGCAUUAAGUUUUGGUUUUGUGAAGACUUGGAGUAGUAGGAUAUGCCUUGAGGUAUUAGACCUUUCUUCUAAUCAGGUUUAUUUUCCACAAUUUAUUUCUCUUUUGGCACUUUUUCCAGCAUUAACUCAUCUCGAUCUUUCUUAUGCGACUGAACCGUCAGUCGGUAAACGAAGUACUUUAGCUGCCAGAGAAACGACACUAUUUCUCCCCAGACAUCUGAUUUACCUCAAUUUGUCACAUACUGGUUUCUCAGGAUCAUUGAUUAACGUUACAAUUGCUGAAGCUAACAAUCUUCAAGUGGUUGAUGUAAGUCAUUCAUACAAAUCUCCAUCGUGUUCUUAUGGACUGAUAAAGGGCCUUGUCCAUUUGGUGGAGCUCGACAUGUCCGAUAUCGACUGUUCAAAUCCAAAUCCUCGUAUGUUGGCUGAGUGUCCGAAUCUAUCGCGACUCACUGCUAGGCAAUGUAAUCUCGGAAAAGUCCUUGCCACAAAUAGUUCACUGUUCAAAGGAUUGUAUAACCUUUCUUUCGUAGACAUUUCUUUAAAUAACCUCAAUAGUCUCAAGAAUAACUUGUUUGAGGAUCAGAAAGUAUCUCUUAAAUAUUUAGUUCUGGCUGGAAACAACAUGGAUCAAAUUCCUUAUCAAAUGCUAAAGGAUCUUGCUGUCCUAGAGAGGAUUGAUCUGAGUAAUAAUGCUAUUUCAACAUUAAAGAAAUCAGAAUAUCACGUAUUGGAUGAAUUGAAUUCUAAAUCAGGCAAUUUCCAAAUUGUGCUGUCUGGGAAUCCAUUAGUGUGCGGCUGCAAAUAUUUGGACUUCAUUUCGUGGAUAGAAACAACACAGCUUAUAUACAAGAAGCACGACCUUGUGUGUUUAAAUCCAGAGGGCAGAUACAUGAAGAUAGGUGAAUUCCUAAAAUCUUUUGAUGAAUUCAAAGACAGCUGUGUUUCUCAGUUUUGGUUAAUCACAUCCGCUAUUCUGACAUUGAUCUUCUUUGUGUUUGGUGUCCUAACCCGAGAGGCAUGGCGACGCAGUGUGUGGUUACGACUCGUGUGCCGUCAACCUUUAGAACAUACGACAUUUACAAAUGACAUUUAUAUAUGUUAUUGUAAUGAAGAUUAUAAAUGGAUAAAAAACAUAUUCGCACCCUGGUUAGAUGAGAACGGUAUUGAAUUUUGUUGUGAGGAUAAAAGCUUCACACCUGGCCGUGACAUCGCGGACAACAUUAUGAAUGCCAUAGAUUGUUCACGUAAAACUGUAUUUGUUGUUAGCUGUAAUUUUUUGAAACAUGUAUACACAACGUUCACUUUGAGAUUAACCAACGAAUAUUCAUAUCGCGAUGGUCGAGAGAACAUGAACCUGAUUAUUUUGUUAGACGACAUAAAAAGGAGCGAAUUCCCAAAGCUCGUACGAAAGAACUGGGAUGCAAUACGUCCCUUACGUUGGCCUAACGAAAGCAAUACUACAGCUUAUGGAAAAUUAACCAACGCCAAGGACUUGUUUUGGAAAAGACUCUUAAAACGUAUCCGACGAGGAAAUGGUCAAUUGUCACCACAAGUCGCCGAGUCAACCUUUAUUAGUCUAUAGACAGAAACUAACUUCAGCAAUGAUUUUAAAUAUCCGUCACAGUAAAAGUAAAAUGCGUUCAAGUUUGGAACAGAUUGAGAUGAGACGUUUUCAUCCUUUUAUCAAGCUGAAUGGGAAUAAUGGAAAUCGUUCACUUCUGUAGGUGUAGACACCUUCGGUCCAUCGCAAAUCGUCAACUUGUACAAACGAUGGGAAAUCCUGUGUACUUGCCUAACAUCGGCAUCAGUUCACAUAGAGAUGGUUCAAGAGAUGGGCAAUUCUCCAUUCAUUAACGCUAAAUGGCGUUUCAUUUCGUUGCGAGGACCAGUGGAAUUGAUCAGGUCUGACAGAGGGUACGAAUUGGAGCAAUAGACGAUGUGUGUGAAUCAACGCCAUCAACGGUCCAAUCCGCGAAUUCCUCUGCGCCUCUGGCAAAACCUGGAUUUUCAACUUCCACAUUCUUCUCACAUGGGAUAAGUGUGGGAACGCAUGUAGGAUAUUUGAUAAUAUUAUGUUGAAACUAAAGUACUCAACAAUGAAACCUUUCCCAGUCCUUCCAUAAUCCUGACUGGGAAGGACUGACUAUUUAUCUAUUGUUGAGAAGUCUCUGGACGAGAAAGACAUCCAUUGUGCGCAUUGAAAGUACAAGCCGAAAUGUUUGAAGACGUUGGAAGGAUUACGUUCAGUCGUGUUACAAUUGGCAUUCCGAUCAACCCAAUCUGAAAUUGGAUGAUGUUGUUCUACUUCGAGACAAGGAUUCUCGUAAGAACAAUUGGCUGCAGGGCAUCAUCAUGGACAUAGUUGACAGUAAUGACAAAAACGUAGGCAAAAUGAGUGUUAAAGUGAAAUAUUAAUGAAAGAUUGAAAACCUGUAAUAUAGUUACGCUCCGUCAACAAAACGGUUUUCCUCUGUAACUGAUAUAUGGUGUUAAAAUGAUAAGCAUGUAAUCUGGUAACAGUAGAGGUGUAGUGACAUCAGAUAGAUACAAGACGGGGAGUACGAUGGCUCAGUUUAGAGUUUUUUAGUUUUUACUUUUAAUAGGUUUAUCUGUUUUUAUACAUGCUGAAUAUAAUUACAUACAAAUAUACUUCAUUCACUGUUUUUUUAUGAAUAUUAUUUCACAAUGUGUUUUGAGCCUCAGUAAUGUAGUUUUCUGUUUAUUAAUGAUUCAUUAACUGAUUAUACAAAAUGUGACUGCUUAGGAUGAGAGCUUUAAAUACUAACCUUGACAUGAUUAUAACUGGUGAUAUAAAUGUUAACAUGAUUACCUUAUAGCCUCAAUGUCACAAAAGACAAUUGUUUUAUAAUAAAUUGUCUCCCCUUUCCA
This is a messenger RNA of Pecten maximus, 4347 nucleotides long. Its product is annotated as toll-like receptor 3. Lineage: Eukaryota; Metazoa; Mollusca; Bivalvia; Pectinida; Pectinidae. Gene Ontology annotation, molecular function: protein binding; transmembrane signaling receptor activity. The record is from RefSeq and is a predicted model, not a curated record. Gene Ontology annotation, biological process: immune response; toll-like receptor signaling pathway. Gene Ontology annotation, cellular component: membrane.